Messenger RNA from Rhincodon typus (whale shark), 2024 nucleotides. It is a transcript of the gene smad9, whose product is annotated as SMAD family member 9. Gene Ontology annotation, cellular component: heteromeric SMAD protein complex. Gene Ontology annotation, biological process: transforming growth factor beta receptor signaling pathway; anatomical structure morphogenesis; BMP signaling pathway. Lineage: Eukaryota; Metazoa; Chordata; Chondrichthyes; Orectolobiformes; Rhincodontidae. The record is from RefSeq and is a predicted model, not a curated record. Gene Ontology annotation, molecular function: I-SMAD binding; DNA-binding transcription factor activity, RNA polymerase II-specific; RNA polymerase II cis-regulatory region sequence-specific DNA binding. Bases 624 to 2024 code for a protein of 466 amino acids. The transcript has 7 exons.
GAAGCUUUGAUUCCGGCAUUCUGGCUAUCUUUCGUUAGUACUGUGACACAGACUUGGCCGUGGCUUUGCCUCAUUGGCAUUCUCUCAGCCUGAUCCCUAUGCACAGCGCGGAGAGACUCAGACUGACUGUCUCUUUGGCACUUCACUGUUUCGGACUCAAUGACUCCAUGACAGUGGUGCUCUGUGACUGAAAAUUUCUUUGUCUGGGUGCUAGAAGUGAGAUUAUCUAGGACCCUGAUACCGAGCUGUCUGGCCCUCAUUCACUCACUCACCGCUACUUUUCGUAAAUCGCUGUGAAGUUUUUCUUCAAUCUUUUCUGGAUGUCCAUGGGAUUGUCACAUGAGACGGGCUGACGGAAUCCGUGCACCUCAGAAGGGUGAAAUUAAUACUAGCUGGCAUCUGACUACAGAAGAAAAGCAUUCAUUCCUGGAAGCUUCUCUGAUUUUCCCAGUGGCCAGCUAUAAAUUCAGAUCAUUGAAGAGAUUUGUUGUGGCUGACCUCUAGAUAUCAUAGGAACUUUAUCCUGGAUAGUUAUCAAACUACAUGGGCUUUGAAGGCCUUGAUGAUGACAUUUUCUUCAUACUUCCUAACCGUUUAAAAAAAGCUCUUCCUCUGUACUUUCAAUGAUGACUAUGGUUAGCUUGUUUUCCUUCACAAGUCCUGCAGUGAAAAGGCUCCUGGGAUGGAAACAAGGAGAUGAGGAGGAAAAAUGGGCAGAAAAGGCUGUGGACUCACUCGUGAAAAAGCUGAAGAAAAAGAAAGGGGCCAUGGAGGACCUGGAGAAAGCCCUCAGCUCACCAGGGCAACUCAGCAAAUGUGUCACCAUUCCAAGGUCUUUGGAUGGAAGAUUACAAGUAUCUCACCGUAAAGGCUUACCGCAUGUAAUUUACUGCAGGGUAUGGCGAUGGCCAGAUUUACAGUCUCACCAUGAGUUAAAACCUCUCGAGUACUGUGAGUUCCCAUUCGGUUCAAAGCAGAAAGAAGUAUGCAUUAACCCAUAUCAUUACAGAAGGGUGGAAAUGCCAGUGCUACCACCUGUACUUGUGCCACGUCAUAGUGAAUUUAACCCACAACAUAGCCUACUUGUCAAGUUUCGCAAUGUGCCUCUGCCACCUCAGAGUGAACCGUUGAUGCCACAUAAUGUUACUUUCCCAAGCUCUUUUCAUGAGCAAAUAAAUCCGACUUAUCUGCCUUCACAAAACAAUGUUUUCCCUCAGUCAUCAAGCAACAGCAACUAUCCCGGCUCUCCUGCCAGCUCUGAUUCAAGAACCUCACACCAACUCACAGCCAAAACACCAUCACCUCCCUAUGGCCCCACAGAUAAACAAGUGAUGUGCGACAUUCAGCCAAUGGACACCUCAAGUGAUUCAUCAUUAGUUCCACAGCUGGUUGAUUGUAAAGAUUUACAGCCUGUCUGCUAUGAAGAGCCAGAUCACUGGUGCUCUAUCGUUUAUUAUGAACUAAACAAUAGAGUUGGAGAGGCUUUCCAUGCAUCAGCAACAAGCUUACUGGUUGAUGGAUUUACAGAUCCCUCCAAUAAUAAGAACAGGUUCUGCCUUGGGCUGCUGUCAAAUGUAAAUCGAAAUUCUACAAUUGAAAACACCAGGCGGCACAUUGGAAAAGGUGUUCAUCUGUAUUAUGUUGGUGGUGAGGUUUACGCUGAAUGCUUGAGUGAAAGCAGUAUCUUUGUCCAGAGUCGCAACUGCAACUAUCAACAUGGCUUUCAUCCAACUACCGUUUGCAAGAUUCCCAGUGGUUGUAGCCUCAAGAUAUUCAAUAACCAGCUCUUUGCCCAGCUCCUAGCACAAUCUGUGAAUCAUGGAUUUGAGGUGGUCUAUGAAUUGACAAAAAUGUGCACAAUUCGCAUGAGCUUUGUGAAAGGCUGGGGAGCAGAGUACCAUCGUCAAGACGUUACAAGCACUCCCUGCUGGAUAGAGGUUCAUCUGCAUGGUCCCUUACAGUGGCUGGAUAAAGUUCUAACACAGAUGGGCUCACCUCACAAUCCCAUAUCUUCAGUCUCUUAA